This is a messenger RNA of Syngnathus acus (greater pipefish), 5073 nucleotides long. Its product is annotated as rab effector MyRIP-like. Gene Ontology annotation, cellular component: cortical actin cytoskeleton. The transcript has 18 exons. NCBI's taxonomy places the organism in Eukaryota, Metazoa, Chordata, Actinopteri, Syngnathiformes, Syngnathidae. Gene Ontology annotation, biological process: intracellular protein transport. Gene Ontology annotation, molecular function: small GTPase binding; myosin binding; actin binding. The coding region runs from base 431 to 4864 and encodes 1477 amino acids. The record is from RefSeq and is a predicted model, not a curated record.
CCUGUUUACACAAGUUAGCUUUGAAAGUCGGCAUGAUAGGAUCGACAUGUAAACAGAAGACUUGUUUGUGUUCAUUAUUGUGUGUUUUAAUUAUUUUUUGUAUUUCUUUAAGGAGCCCUAUCUGGUAACCUCAAAGACGGAGUCACGUGAUGAAUGCCCUUCUCCAAUAGCCAGCACUUCAUUUGCACCAGUUGGUGAGUGGGGAAGGCAACCAGACAAAACAAACGCGUGGUUACGGAUUAGAGAAGCAGGGCGGUCCUGAACUCGUACUGUGCUGCUGGACUUUCUCAUAGGUGCUCAUGACUUGUCCUUUGCAUGCAUGUGAAAAACAUUUGUAUUUUUCUCUCUUCUGACCACCAACUGGGUCUUUUUUUUUGCACAUCCUCUCCUUGUUGACAUGACAACAGCGGGCUGAGCGAACGUGUCAGCGAUGGGCCGCAAGUUGGAUUUGUCCGGCCUGAGCGACAAUGAGGCCGAGCACGUGCUGCAGGUGGUUCAGCGCGAUAUGAGGCUGCGCAAGAAAGAGGAGGAGCGACUCAGUGAACUGAAGCAGGCGCUGGACGAGGAGGGCAGUCGCUGCCUGCUGCUGUCACGCCAGCGCUUCUUCAACCAGCGCUGCUGCAUCCGCUGCUGCACGCCCUUCAGCUUCGUGAUCAACCCCAAGCGGCAGUGUCGUGACUGCCUGUACAACGUCUGCAAGGCCUGCAGGCUUUACAGCAAACCUGACAAAGCCUGGCUCUGCUGCGCCUGCCAGAAGAGCAGGUUGCUAAAGAAACAGUCAUUGGAUUGGUUCUACACGCACGUGAAAGGACGCUUCAAACGCUUCGGCAGCGCCAAAGUGCUGAAGACCAUCUACAGGAGACACUUGGCUGAGCACAGUCCAGUUUCGGAGCUCACAGAGGCGAGUACCUACGAGGAGAGCAUCUGCAAUGAAGGCAGCGUCUGUGACAGUGACACCACCUUCUACAGACAAACUAAAGAGCACAGCAUGGCAGAGACGCUCACUGUGGCCUUCCGGGUGGCGGAGGAGGCCAUAGAUGAGGCCAUUUCCAACGCAGAGAUUGAUGCUACCAGUCAGGAGAAUGAGAAUGAAGCCCAUUACCUUCGUCAGCACAGAGGAGAGCUCAUUCAGGAGCUGGCCAAAACAAUCAUGCAAAAAAUCAUUUCCAAGAGGAAGAUCUUGGCUGACAUGGAGCACGAGGACGAGCAAGAAGGAUCGCUGGAGCCCAACGUCCACCGCCGUGGCGACCAGGUUGGCGGAAGCUUUAAACACCUCAAAGGCCUCUGGAGGUCACAGUCUGCCUUCUCACUGAUGGACAACAACCGAGACGCUCGUCAGACAUCACCUAAGGGAGGAGGAUCUGUCGUGUCUCCUUGGACCAGUGUUGAGCGUUUGGAAAACGCUGGGAUGCCCUCUGUGUUGAAGAGUCCAGACGGCAACUGGAUCGCCCUGCAGAGCGCUCAGCUGUCGCGGCCGAGCCUGCUGGCCAAGAGGAAGAGUCUCGUCUACAGCGCCUUGGAGAGAGAGUCCGGAGCGGUGUCCGCUUACGAGGGCAUGGAUUCUGACAACGAGGGCAAACCUGAGUUAGACUCCUCCUGGGGAGCUAUACUCCAGGAGUUCCACAGGAAGUUGACGGCUUCCAAAGUUCGUCGGGAUGCCGACGACAGAAAAGAUGCUCGGUCAGACUCCGAGGGGAAGAUUCCAAAAUCUCCGGUGGCUCUCGUUAAGAGGCAGCUGCCGCUGACGGAGGACAGACGGCCAUCGUCUAAAAGGACCAGCAUCAUCGGCAUCAGCUUCAACGAGAAUGCCGCUGCGGACGUGAGUGAAGCGGUAUCUGGAAAAGCUAAGAGAUCGCGAAAAAAGAGAAGAAGCAAAAGAAGAGCCACACUAUCUGGACCUCUUCUCAUGGAUUAUAACAGGAAAGAUAUCCAUUCCUGUUCUCCAUCCGACGCCGACACUCCUGACACUUUGACACCUGAUGCCAUGACUCCUGAAGUCAAUCAAGUCGAGCAGGAUCUUACAACGGAUGCGCCACAAUCCGCAGAAAACGUCUCCAAGCCCUUAGUCAGCGAUGAAGAUGCAGAAGACGAUGAUGACGCGCAGGGGAACGAGUUGAGAAGCCAAGAUGAUGAUGACAACAUAGACUUGGGGAAAGGCAAAGCAGAGGAUGAGAAAGUAGAGGGGGAGGAAGAGGAGGAGAUCAAAUCUAGGUUGUACAAGCUGGUGGCAAAGUCCAGACUGGCAUACUUCUCGUCCACCGACGAUGAACUUGACCGAGCAGGAAGAAGUGAGGAGGACCAAUGGAGCGAUGGUCAGGAAGAGACCGAAGGACUCACACACCAGCUCAGCCAACUGGAGAAGGAAGUCCGAGCCACAAUGUUGUCCUCCACAGAGGAGGAGCUUGACCGUCUCACGGAUGAGGAGGAAAACAAGGAAGAGGAGGAGGAAGAAGAGCCGCUGGAGGUGAAACUAUGCCGCUUGGCCAAUCAAGCGGCCGUCACUCAGUUUUCAUCCACCGAGGACGAGCUGGACCGCGAGGAGGCCGCUCAUGAGGAGACGCUGUGGAAGCUGCAGGAGGAUAAGGCGGCGCAGGCCUCUCAGGUGCGCCACUUGGCCAGUCUAGUCAGUGCCUCGCAGUUUUCCUCCACUGAGGACGAGCUAGAUCGUGUUGGCGAGGACGAGGAACUAUGGCGGGAAAACCUGAGAGAGAAACCUGCGGAUGAAGCAAUGAGUGAAGAGCUUUCAGAUGCAGCGGUGGAAGACAAAGCCGUCCGGAGGGACAACAUUGGGAAGUGGGAGAGCGAGGAGGAAGAUGUUGACUUUGACAAAAUCAUCAUCAGCAUGUUGACAUUGACGCUGCAAGAUAUGCAGGCACACGCCAAGUCUGAAGAGAAGGAUGCGGAGACUGAAGAAGAGAGGAAAGAUGAGACGGUGGCAAACGUGGAAAGGAAGGACGCAGCAAAGACGGAACAGAAGCAGAAUCAGCAUGUAAAGACAGAUGAUGAGGAUGAAAAGACAGACGAGAACAGGAAUAAGGACGCAAAGACAGACAAUGAGAAGCAUGUGGACUCAAAGAUGGAUGAGGACAGCGAUGAGAACGUAAAGACAGAUGAGAAUUUAGUUAAUGAGAAGAAAGAGGACGAAAAGACAGACAAGAACUGGGGCCAGAAUGUGAACAUAGACAAGGACAGCAACGAGGCAAUUGGAGAUCCGAAAGAGGACACACCGACAGAACAGGACAUUAACCAAGAUGCAAAGUCAGUAAAUGCGAGGACAGAGCAAGAGAAUUGGAACAAGGAUGAAAAGACUGAGAAAGAGAGGACAAUUGACACCAUGACAAACGAGGAAAGCAAUGAAGACGCAAAGACAGACAAGGGCAGGAACAUGAAUGGAAAGAUGGACGAGGAGACAAGCCAUGUGAUGAAAGAGGAAACAAAGACAAGUGAGAACACAGAACUGGACACGCAGACCGAGGAGAAGAACGAGAAGGAGCAAAACACGACAAAGGACCACGGCAAAAACACAAUGACCAAUGAGGAAAGAAAUGAGGACAUAAAGAAAGACGAAACAAGUCACGACGAUACAAAGACCACUGAUGAGAGGAAAGAGGAAGAGAAGACCGAAAAGGAACAGAACAAACUUGGAAACACAGACGACGACGGGAACAUAAACACUGACCAGGAGACAGACGAUGAGAAGAAAGAAGAUCCACCGACAGGUGAAAAUGGGAACAGAGACACCAAGGCAGACGAGACAAAAGAUGCCUCAAAGACAGACAAGGACUGGAGCAAGGCAGAUGAGGGCCUGGAGAGCAACGAGACAACAGAUGGUGAGAAGGAAGACGAGAUCAAGAAUGCAAAGGAAGGGGAGGAGAGGGAAGUUGAAGCAAAGAUAGGCAAGAACUGGAAGAAGGCAUCUGAGGAUCCCAAAGAGCGCACGCAGACAAAUGAGAACAGGAAUGAGGCUGGAAAGUUAAACAAGGUAGCCAAGGGUCUGACAGAGCACACAAAUUCAGACGGGAAGGACGGGAACAAGGAUCUGAAGACAAUCAAGGAGACAGAUGAUGAGAUGAAAGAGGAUGUGGUAGCCGAGAAAGAUGAGAGUAUCAAGACAAAUGAGAAAGAAGUCGCAAAUCAGGUCUGGGAAGACCCCAUGAGUCUACUUGAAGACGCAGAGAAGCAAAUUGUAGGGGAACCCACAGAAACACACAAAAGUGAUGAUCUUUUGUUCAGUUGUCCGCCUGGUAGACAACAGGAACUAGUGGUGGCGGCCAAAGACGAGGAGGAUGGAAGAGGAAACGUGGCCGCCAUGGAUGAUGGGCUGUUGCCGGAGGAGAUCAGAAAGAGGUACUCAGCAGCAUCCCUGUGCAGCAUCACAACAGAGGUCCUGAAGGUUCUGAAUGCCACAGAGGAGCUACUUCAGGGGGUGGAGGGCCGGGAAGGCUGCCGUUCUUCUGCCCCUGCUUUGCCUGCCGACGCUGACCCCAAGAAACUGGAUCAGCAGCUCUUUGCACUGGAAGAGAAAGUGUACGUGGCGGCGGGCUCGGUCUACGGGGUGGAGGCUGAGCUUGGCGAGUUGGAGGAGCGCGCCAGGGGCAUCUCCAGCAGCACAUCUGACACGGAGCUGUUUUUCCUGGAGGAGCAAGUUGCGUCAGCCGCCACCCGGGUUCAACAGUCUGAACUACAGAUCAGCGACAUCUCCGCGAGGAUCGCAGCGUUGAAGAGCGCCGGUCUGGAUGUGGACCCGCAGUCCCGCUCCGCCAAGGCUAGGACCGUCCCGGUCAUGCCUCUCACGCUGAGCUCAUCUCGACAGCUGAGACGACGACUGCCGGCGCUUCCACGCACGGAGGACAACAAAAGCUGAUUUCAGGAGCAAGAAGUUCUGCAGUGCCUUCUUUACACGUGCCUUACUGUUUGUUGUUCACUAGAAAGAAAAGACUAGAAAAUCUAGCAAAUUACUUUAAACAUUUUUACAGUAGUGCAGUGCUUCUCAAUUAUUUUCUGUGAUGCCCCCCUUAGAGAGAAGAAAACAUUUUGCGCCACCCCAUGUUAUUAACAUUAGAGAAAACAAAA